AUGGCCAUCUUGUCGAGAGACCGCAUCGAGCCUGGCUCGAUUAACGUCCCCGUGGGCAAGUUCCCCAAGACGUGCUCGUCAACCGGCACCGACGCCGAUAAGGUCGCCUCGGAGGUGAUCGACAAGUUCAAUGCCGCGGUCUCCCGGAAAGACUUCAAGGCGGCUACCGACUUAUUCCUGGACGAGAGCUUCUGGCGAGACCACCUGCUUCUGUCACUGGACCUCCAUACCAUCAAAGGCCGUGAGAACAUUGCCUCGUUCCUCAACGAGAACCCGCGUCUCGUCAAGCUCGAACUAGACAAGUCCUCGGCCUUCCGAGCUCCCCAUGUGGGUCCCAUCGACGGGUUCGGAGAUGUCAUAGGGAUCGAGCUCAUUGGUAAAGCGACCAGCGAAGUAGGGACCGGCAGGUGUCUGGUGCGUCUGGCCGAGUUGGACGGGCAAUGGAAGAUCUUCACCGUGUUCACGACGCUGCUGGAGAUCGACGGUCACGGCGAGUUGACCGAUCAUCGGAGGCCCGUAGGUGUACAGCAUGGCGAGCAGCAAGGACGGAAGAACUGGCAGGAUCGACGGAAUCUGGAACAGGAGGGUAAGAAUGGGGAUCCCACGGUCUUGAUUGUUGGUGCCGGACAAGCAGGCCUCACGAUCGCCGCGCGACUCAAGAUGCUCGGGAUCAGUGCCCUGCUCAUCGACCAGAACGACCGAGUCGGCGAUAACUGGCGUACCCGAUAUCACCAGCUCGUGCUUCACGACCCCGUGUGGUUCGACCACAUGCCCUACGUGCCCUUCCCAUCCAACUGGCCCAUCUUCACACCCAAGGACAAGCUAGCCGAGUUCUUUGAAUGCUACGUCAAGCUACUCGAGCUCAACGUCUGGAACAAAACAACGGUGGCCAACUCCUCGUGGAGCGACCAGCCCAAACAAUGGACGGUGGAGCUGCAACGGCGGAAAGAGGACGGCUCGACGGAGACGGUCACCGUCAAGCCGCACCAUAUCGUUCAAGCGACGGGCCACUCGGGAAAGAAGAACGUCCCCGAAUUCAAAGGCGCCUCGACCUUCCAGGGCACCAUCUGCCACAGCUCCGAUUUCAAGGGUGCAGACGCGCAGUCCCGCGGCAAGAAGGCCGUGGUGGUGGGAUCGUGCAACUCGGGGCACGACAUCGCGCAGGACUACUUCGAGAAGGGGUACGAUGUGACGAUGGUGCAGCGCAGCUCGACCUGCGUGGUUUCGUCGUCGGCCGUGACGGAUAUUGGCCUGAAGGGCCUGUACGAAGAAGCGGGGCCGCCAACCGAAGACGCCGAUCUGUGGCUGUGGAGCAUGCCAUCCGAGCUGUUCAAGGCGCAGCAGCUGAAGAUCACGAACCUGCAGACCCAGCACGACAAAGCCACGCUGGACGGGCUGGAGCGGGCCGGCUUCAAGGUUGACCGCGGGCCCGACGACGCCGGCCUGUUCCUGAAGUACUUCCAGCGCGGCGGCGGCUACUACAUCGACGUCGGCGCCAGCCAGCUCGUCGUGGACGGCAAGAUCAAGGUGAAACACGGACAAGAGAUCGCCGAGAUCCGUCCGCACGGAAUCCAAUUCGCCGACGGCUCCGAGCUCGAGGCCGACGAGAUCGUGCUGGCCACCGGGUAUCAGAACAUGCGCACGCAGGCACGUCUGCUCUUUGGGGACGAACUGGCCGAUCGCGUCGGAAACGUGUGGGGAUUUGACCAGGAAGGCGAGUUCCGUACCAUCUGGCGUCGUAGCGGACAUCCGGGCUUCUGGUUCAUGGGAGCCAACCUGGCGCUGUGUCGGUAUUAUUCGCGGUUGUUGGCAUUGCAGAUCAAGGCGACCGAAUUGGGAUUAUAUAAUUAG
Messenger RNA from Aspergillus melleus, 1851 nucleotides. Its product is annotated as flavin-containing monooxygenase. Lineage: Eukaryota; Fungi; Ascomycota; Eurotiomycetes; Eurotiales; Aspergillaceae. The record is from RefSeq and is a predicted model, not a curated record. The transcript has 2 exons. Gene Ontology annotation, molecular function: flavin adenine dinucleotide binding; monooxygenase activity. Bases 1 to 1851 code for a protein of 616 amino acids.